UCUUUUCUUUUCCUAUAUAAACACCCAAACCCAGUACAAAUCCCAAGAACUUGCAGAGAAAAUAAAUCAAAAUCUCAAGUAUUAGCACUAGAUUUUCAUAUAUAGCAACAAAAAUGGAGAGAUUCCAAAAACUUUUCCUUGUAAUUGUUAUGAUCUUUGCAGCCAUCAGCAGCAAAAGUGUGCUUCAGCUUUCUACUGCACAAACCAUCUGCAACAUGCCGGUGGCCGGACUAAUGGCUUGCAAGCCUUCUGUGACUCCUCCAAACCCUACUGCUCCGACAAGUGAUUGCUGCUCGGCGCUUUCCCAUGCAGACAUGAAUUGCCUGUGCUCUUACAAGAAUUCCAAGUUGCUUCCUUCUCUUGGGAUUGAUCCAAAGCUUGCCGUGAAGCUUCCAGCCAAGUGCAAUCUUCCUCACCCUGCCAACUGCUAGAGGUUAAAGAACAAGUUGUGUUUCUGCUCAGUUUGGAAGGCUGUAAUAAUUAGCAGAAAGAAACAAAAGUUGUUGUGAAAAAGGUGAAGCUUGAGUUGGAUAAUUUAGCUCUUUGUUGUAUUUUUCUUGUUUUAGACCGGUUGGUAUUCUCCGUGUGUUGGCUGUUUCUCAAAUAUAAUAAUACUUUAAGAAAUAAUGUUUGAUUCUAA
Manihot esculenta (cassava) is the source of this 640-nucleotide messenger RNA. Its product is annotated as putative lipid-transfer protein DIR1. Lineage: Eukaryota; Viridiplantae; Streptophyta; Magnoliopsida; Malpighiales; Euphorbiaceae. The transcript has a single exon. The coding region runs from base 114 to 431 and encodes 105 amino acids. The record is from RefSeq and is a predicted model, not a curated record. Gene Ontology annotation, molecular function: fatty acid binding. Gene Ontology annotation, biological process: systemic acquired resistance.